AUGGCUACUCCCGAGAUCCCCCAGAAGCAAAAGGCAGUCAUUUAUGACCAGCCUGGAACCGUGUCGACCAAAAUCGUAGAGAUCGAUGUGCCCCAGCCUGGCGCUGGCGAAGUCCUUAUCAAUUUGACUCAUUCCGGCGUCUGCCACUCGGACCUUGGAAUAAUGACAAACACAUGGACCUUACUCCCAGCCCCAACUCAGCCAGGCCAGAUCGGCGGCCAUGAAGGUGUAGGUAAAAUCGUCAAACUAGGCCCAGGCACCGAAUCUAGCGGCCUAAAGAUCGGAGACCGAGUCGGUAUCAAAUGGGUCGCAAGCGCAUGUGGAAACUGCCUGCCCUGCCAAGCAGGUACAGACGGCCUAUGCUUCAACCAAAAAGUAUCAGGCUAUUACACCCCAGGCACAUUCCAACAAUACGCCUUAGGCCCCGCAAAUUACGUAACACCAAUUCCAGAAUCUCUCCCCUCAGCCGAAGCAGCCCCAAUGCUCUGCGCCGGUGUUACAGUCUACUCGGCCCUAAAACGCAGCAAUGCUCGCCCAGGCCAAUGGGUCGUGAUCUCCGGCGCAGGAGGCGGCCUCGGUCACCUAGCAGUGCAACUAGCAAGCAAAGGGAUGGGACUCCGAGCAAUCGGUAUCGACCACGGCAGUAAAGAGGAGCUUGUGAUCCAAUCUGGCGCGGAACAUUUUGUUGAUAUCACGCAGUUUCCUAAAGAUGAUAAUGGCCUUGCAUUGAAGAAACAUGUUAAGGGUCUUACGGAUGGAUUGGGGGCUCAUGCGGUGGUGGUUUGUACGGCUGCUAAUGCGGCUUAUGCGCAGGCUUUGCCUUUGCUGAGGUUUAAUGGGACACUUGUUUGUGUGGGGAUGCCUGAGCAUGAGCCGCAGCCUAUUGCGACGGCUUUGCCUUAUACUUUUGUUAAUACACAGACUACUGUUACGGGGAGUGCUGUUGGAAGUCGGAAAGAGGCUGUUGAGGUUUUGGAAUUCGCGGCUAGGGGUGUCUUGAAGGUUCAUCAUCGGAUUGAGAAGAUGGAGGCUUUGACUGAUGUUUUUACGGAGAUGCAGGAGGGUAAGUUGAAGGGUCGGGUUGUGUUGGAUUUAUCUUAG
Messenger RNA from Penicillium pulvis, 1101 nucleotides. Its product is annotated as zinc-dependent alcohol dehydrogenase. Gene Ontology annotation, molecular function: oxidoreductase activity. NCBI's taxonomy places the organism in Eukaryota, Fungi, Ascomycota, Eurotiomycetes, Eurotiales, Aspergillaceae. The record is from RefSeq and is a predicted model, not a curated record. Bases 1 to 1101 code for a protein of 366 amino acids. The transcript is spliced from 4 exons.